AUGUCCCCCACAAGCCCAAAAGGAGGUUUGUCGUCGACCUAUGUUCCAUCUUUUUUGGUCUCAAAUGGUCUGUCCUUGGCUCCUAAGAUCGAUGAAUUACGCCAUGUUGUUCAGAAUGCAAAUUUGGAUUGUAUUUGCAUCACAGAAACCUGGCUUCGGAGUUCUAUUCAUGACAACGUGGUUGCUUUAGAGGGGUUUAAUAUUAUGCGCAGGGACAGAAUCGAAUCUGAACACGGCGGUGUUUGUAUGUACAUCAAGGAUACGAUCGAUUUCACUGCUCUGGCUGAGUUACAAGAGCCAUCUUUCGAAAUGCUUUGGGCAAAACUGAGGCCGUUUCGUCUCCCAAGGGAAUGUAAUUCUAUUGUUGUUGGGACGCUUUAUCAUCCGCCAAGCGCCAGUGACCCAGCAAUAAUGGAAUAUUUAAUCAAGUGCUUAUCAACCAUUAAAUCGUGCUAUCCCAACUGUGGUAUUCUGAUUGCUGGGGAUUUUGACAGAUUGCAAAUCACACGCCUCCGUAAUAAUUUCCAGCUAAAGCAAAUAGUCCAUUUUCCAACGCGGGGCAGAACGACACUUGAUUUAAUCCUUGCCAAUAUUUCUGAAUAUUAUCAGGAUCCCAUUGAACGCCUGCCUUUCGGUUUAUCUGGCCAUGCCUCAAUUGAGCUCCAACCGAAAGAGAGAGCACAUGUAAAGCAACCCACUAUCACUAUUAAGACGAGAGAUUUGCGCCCCAAUCUUAUUCAAGCACGCCGGUGCGCGCUUUCCCGUGGGGAUAAUCAACAGUUUCGGGAGCUAAGGAAUCGGGUGAAUCGCGAACGAAAAGCGUGUCGAGCUAAGUACUUUCAAGCGAAGGUGGAGCACUUGAAGAAGUGUAGGCCGUCCGCGUGGUGGGAUGAGAUCAAAAAGCUUAGCGGCUGUUCUCCGGCUUUCACGGAGAGAUCUUACGUCACGAAGUCCCUGCAACACCUGUAUGGGCCCUCAGAUGACAUCUCUCUUGCCAACACUAUCAAUAAGGCCUUUCUCACGCCUAUGCAGUGUUUCUCUCCGCUCCCUGCUGAUUUUGUCAUAACACCCUCUAACAGUGCAACCCAACAACCUGCGCUUGCUGUAUCAAACGAGUCGAUUUAUAAGAAAUUGACGAAACUGAACAGAAGCAAAGCGCAUGGUCCUGAUGGCAUUCCAGGGUGGGUGUUGAAAGAAAAUGCAGAUUUACUGGCAGCGCCGAUACCAGAUAUUCUCAAUUUAUCUUAUCGCGAAGGUCGUCUCCCGCAUUCAUGGAAAGAAGCGGAUGUCGUGCCGGUGCCCAAGCAAAGACCCAUGCAGGACAUAAACAAACACCUUCGACCUAUCUCCCUGACUCCAAUCUUGUCAAAGAUAGCGGAGGAGUACGUUGUCGACACUUAUGUUAAGCUCGCUGUUCUCUUAUAG
Molecule: messenger RNA, 1425 nt
Organism: Stylophora pistillata
Lineage: Eukaryota; Metazoa; Cnidaria; Anthozoa; Scleractinia; Pocilloporidae
Source: RefSeq, a predicted model, not a curated record